CUCGCUGUUUCUGUGAACGACUUCUGCAUGAUGAGCUGCAAAAAGAAGGGCAAUUUCACGCGUAAAGCUCUUUUAUACUUCAUGUGGUAAACCUUACAAAUUAAAUCCAGUUGUAGAGUCCACAACCAGGAUGCCGUCCAACAAAGAUUUUACCAUGUCCAUUCUGGUGGGUGGGGUAGAACUGCCUGAAUAUUCAAAAGAUGGAACAUGUUUUGUGGAGAGCAAUCUCUUUACUCCUGUCAGCUAUAACGUCCAUUUGGAAGAAGAAGUUCAGGGAGAGACAGAGGCUCAGAGCUGGCCAGUGACUCCUUAUCAGAUCCGUGUAGCUGCCAAAUCUAACACUCCAUACAGUUACUACAAGAUCUAUGUAGAUGGGCAAAAGGCCUCACAAGUUGCUGUUCAUCCAGGAAAACAGUGUAUAUCUGAGGGCUUUUACGACGGAUCGCAGAUAACUGAGUUCUUAUUUUCACUGCCCCGCUUCCCGAAGAAUGAGAAAGACCGAAUCGAGAAGGGUAAGGCAUCUAGAAUCGGUGUGCUGGAGGUUGAGUGCUGGAACAGCAAGGUGACUGGGUACAAGAGGCCGGUCACACACGACAUGGAGUACAGCCAGGCCAACAAGAAGGACAGCUCCAACGUCACACAAGGUCAAUACAUGAUGGCCACAACCAAGAUGGGGAAAUCUUUAAGAACAACCCAGAAGUCCUUAGUGGAGGACUGGACAUUGUUCAAUGUGCGAAGCAAACUUUCAGUGAAAUAUGUAAUGGGACACUCUCUCAUAGACAUGGGCUUCAAGCUCAAACCAAUCAGGAUACCCAUACACCGGAUACCAGCUAGUGUUGUCCAUCAACCUACCUCAGUUGCCAAGCGGAAAAAACCAGGACCUCUAUCCAAGAAAUUCCCUGUCCCCAGUUCAAGUAUCCCAGACCCUGUAGCGUCAGAAGUGAUUGAGAUAGACAGUGAUGACAGUGAUGAAGAGGUUAUGGUUGGAGAUGUAGUCAGUUCAAAGAAACAAAAGCUGGAGGAUGCAAUUGAUGUGGAUGAAUCGAUGACUUCAGAAGCUGAGGGCACUAGUGGCGAAAUAGAUAUCAAGACAGAAGCGAAAGAGGAUGGUGAUGAAGAGGAUGCUGCAAAGGAAACAGAAUCCAAAGAUGAUGAUUCCAAAAGUGACAAUAAUGAGGAAGAAAUGGAGACAGAAGGCAGUAAAGAUGACAAUGAGGAGAAGGAAGCUGAGGACGGAGGUGAUGGAAAAGAAAGAGAUAAGGAGAAGGAAGCGGCCAAGUCAGGUGACAACAGUGAGGCAGAAGGUGGAGAUGGUGUUGAUGCUGAUGGAAAGGAAAAUGGUGAAGAGAAAGGGGAAAGUGAAGGCAAAGGAGAUGCUGAUAGUGAGAAAGGAGAAGACGGAGGGAACAGUGAUGACAAACCAGCUGACAGUGUCAACAGCAGUAACAAAGGGGAAACUGAGGCAGGGGGUAGUGGGGACGCCCCAGGUGAGAGUGUAGACAGUAAUGAUGGUGAAGCUGAGGCAGGUGAGAGUGGGGAUGCCCCAGGUGAGAGUGAAGACAGUAGUAAGGAAGGUGAAGCUGGGGUAAACGCGAGUGAAGAAAAACCAGCCGAGAGUGUAGGACGUAGUAAAGAAGGUAAUGGUGAGCCAGGAGAAAGUGGGGAGACACCUGACGUUCCAGAGGAAAGCAUGAGUACAUCAGAGGUGAAGGGUGAUGAAGAGAAUACAAAGGAGGAUGACGUUGAGAAAUGUGAGGAUAAGCAGAAAGAUGAAGAAGGGGAUAACAGCAGAGAGGGACAGGAAAAUGGGGAUGAUUCAAAUGGACAAAAUGACAGCGCUGAAAAUGAA
Molecule: messenger RNA, 1849 nt
Organism: Haliotis rubra (blacklip abalone)
Lineage: Eukaryota; Metazoa; Mollusca; Gastropoda; Lepetellida; Haliotidae
Product: dentin sialophosphoprotein-like
Exons: 6
Source: RefSeq, a predicted model, not a curated record